Molecule: messenger RNA, 996 nt
Organism: Puccinia graminis f. sp. tritici CRL 75-36-700-3
Lineage: Eukaryota; Fungi; Basidiomycota; Pucciniomycetes; Pucciniales; Pucciniaceae
Exons: 6
Coding region: 102-719 (205 amino acids)
Biological process (GO): coenzyme A biosynthetic process
Cellular component (GO): phosphopantothenoylcysteine decarboxylase complex
Molecular function (GO): FMN binding; phosphopantothenoylcysteine decarboxylase activity
Source: RefSeq, a predicted model, not a curated record
CAAGCACCUUUUUACCCGAGCUCCUUGAUCACUUCGACCACCCGCCCGGCCUGUUACUGAACUCGGCCGUACCUGCACAUUAGUUUGCAAGAGCAUCCGACAUGGAAAAGCAGCCAAGGUCCGGCAAAGUGAAUGUUCUGAUCGGUACCUCGGGCAGUGUGGCAACGAUCAAGCUUCCGCUGAUAGUCCAAGAACUUUCUCAGCAUGAGAUGUUGGAGGUGCAGGUAGUCACAACCUCAUCGGCGCUUCACUUCUUUAAACCCAGUCAGCUCGUUAAUGCUCGGGGUGAACCGAUCAAGGUCUGGACUGAUGAUCAGGAGUGGCAGAGCUGGAGUAAAAUUUCGGACCCGAUUGUUCAUAUCGAGCUAAGAAGAUGGGCAGAUGUCAUCCUAGUUUGCCCAUGUUCAGCAAACACUUUAGCCAAGAUUUCCAACGGGAUUUGUGAUAACUUAUUGACCAGUUUGAUAAGAGCAACUAAUCCGAAAGACACACCAGUCAUCCUAUUUCCGUCGAUGAACACGCUGAUGUAUGACCACCCAUUAACCCGGAAACAAAUCAAGACGAUAGUCGAAGAGAUUGGCAUUGAGGUCAACGGCCCCAUCUCAAAAACGCUGGCUUGUGGAGAUAUAGGUCUUGGUGCUAUGACCGAAUGGAAAGAUAUCGUCGAUUUGGUAGUCACUCGAUUCGUGCCUGACUCCAGCAAGGAACCAGCAGUUUAAUAAUCAUCACGUGGAGAAGAAGUAUCAUGUUCCAUUCGAAGAUCUAAUUUCUAUUUGCUUGGUCGAACAUCUGAGCUUUGAAUCGGCUUGUUGUUUAGAUUAUUGUUUUGCAUUUCCCAAAGACUGUUAAUUGCUUCACCAGGGGUCGAAGUUUCGGCUGUAUGUUACUUAGUUGACACCUCAUGAAAUCUGAUUGAGGAUUGUGAAGGUCCAAGGUCAUGAGGAUCGAUUCCACUAGUGUGGGCGCUGGGAUGAAGAAUGGUUCUUUGAAGAGAAC